GUUUCGAGUUUUCGUCUUCUUUUUCAUAGGAUAACCCAUGGAUUUCGCUGUCGAAACCACUGAAAUUCUGCCAUGGAACUGGCCAUAAGAUUUUUACUUCCUUUUCCUCUCUUGUUAAUGAUCUUUGAGGUGACAUGUCAUUGUUAACAUGGUAAAGAGAACAGAAGAAGAGAAAGGCAGCCAGUGCAGGCGAAGGGGAAAGUAGCUAGCAACUAGGCUGGCAGAUCAGCUGAUGCCAACUGCGAAGCUAGGCCGAUCGACCGAUCGAUCAUGCGAUCAUGAGGCCGCGUCGUCUCUGUCGGAAUCUCUAGUCUCGCAGUAGCGAUCUCGUAUGCACGUUCGUUCUUGCGAACAAGAAGAGUAGAAAAGCUCAAGCUUCGCCGUCUCCAAUGGAGGGGGAUCGGAGGAGCAGCGCGGCGAUCGCGCCGCCGCAGGGCGGGCCGGCGUGGCGGCGGCUGAUCGCCUGGCUGCGGCUUCUGCUCAAGGCGGUCGCGCGGAGGUACGGAGAGGCGGCGAGGUGGCGCCCGGCGUUCCUCCUCUUCCUGGCGCUCCUGGCGGAGCGGGGCCUGCGGCGCGCGUACCUGUCAUGGAAGGAGUCGCGCCUGCGGCCGCGCGCCGCCGCCGCCGCCGUCACCCUGCAGGCCGCGUACAGGGGGAUGGCCGCUCGCCGCGAGCUCUCCCUCCGCCGGCGGACGCGAGCCGCCGUGCUCAUCCAGGCGCAAUGGCGGGCGCAUACGGCGGCGUGGGAGUACGUGGCGGCGAGGCGGGCCGCGGUGAUCUGCCAGUGCGCCUGGAGGCGGUGCGCCGCGAGGAGGCAGCUCGGGAAGCUCAGGCUGGCGAGGAUCGAGAAGGAGAGGGCGGAGGAGCUGUGCAGGCUCCGGGAGAUGGUGGACGUGCUGCAGCAGGCGGUGGAGGACGCGGAGGUGCGGGUGAUCGCCGAGCGGGACGCGGCCAAGAAGGCCAUCGCCGAGGCGCCGCCGGUGAUCAAGGAGAUCGUCGUGCAGGUGGAGGACACCGCGAAGGUGGACUCGCUCACCACGGAAGUCGGCCGCCUCAAGGAUUUGCUGGGAGCAGAAAUGAAGGCGACAUUUGAUGCGAAGAAGGCGCUCUCUGAAGCUGAGCUGAGGAACGAGAAGCUGGCUAGGUUGCUCGGAGUCGAGGAGAUGAAGAACAAGCAGCUGCAAGACUCCCUGAAAAGGAUGGAGGUGAAGGCAUCUGAUCUUGAGGAAGAAAACAGAAAGCUUCGAGAGGCUGUCACUUCUGUGCCUUAUGUCAGGUUGCCGUCAAAUGUAAACUGUGAUGAUCCUGAUAUUCAGCUGACUCCAGAGAAUGAGGAUGACAAUGACAAUGAGAGUGAGAAAGCAGUUUAUUGUGAGGUGAAGCCAAUGAUAGUGGAUAGAGGGGUUGAUAUCCAUGAGAACAAUUCGCAACUACCUGGCAUGACUGAUCCUGAAGCUGAGAAGCAACAGCAAGAGCUGUUGAUCAAGUGUAUAUCUGAAGAUCUGGGGUUCUCUAUUGGAAGGCCUAUUGCCGCAUACCUCAUCUACCGAUGCCUGAUCCACUGGAAAUCAUUUGAAGAGGACAGGACAACAGUUUUUGACCGCAUCAUUCAGAAGAUAAGUUCUGCAAUUGAGGCUCGAGAGAAUAAUGAGACAUUGGCAUAUUGGCUAUCCAAUUCAUGCACAUUGCUGCUGCUCCUCCAAAGGACACUUAAAAUCAAUGGAGCAGCUGCUUUGGCUCGUCAGAGGCGAAGAACAUCGCCCCUGAAGACGCCACAGGAAAAUCAAACUCCGAAUCAUCCUGACCGUCCAGUUUCUGAUGGACGGUUGGUCGGUGGACUAGGUGAAGUUUGCCAGGUUGAAGCCAAGUAUCCAGCUCUUGCUUUCAAGCAGCAGCUCACAGCAUUGCUGGAGAAGGUCUAUGGAAUUAUCAGGCACAAUUUGAAGAAGGAAUUGUCCCCACUGCUUGGUCUCUGUAUUCAGGCACCAAGAACGUUCGUUGUAAGCCCCAGAGGAUCAUGCUCCCAAGGAACAGAUUUGGCACAGCAAGCUUCUAUGGCACAUUGGCAGAGCAUCAUCAAAAUUCUUACAAAUUCUCUGAAUACCCUAAAAUCCAAUUAUGUGCCUCCCUUCCUAAUAUGCAAGCUAUUCACCCAAUUAUUUUCAUUCAUCAAUGUUCAACUCUUCAACAGUCUCCUGCUACGGCGUGAAUGCUGUUCAUUCAGUAAUGGAGAGUACGUUAAAUCUGGGUUGGAUGAGCUAGAGCAUUGGUGCUUUUGGCUGACGGAAGAGUAUGCAGGUUCUUCCUGGGAUGAACUGAAGCAUAUUAGGCAGGCGGUAGCUCUUUUGAUACUUGAAGAGAAGCACAACAAGUCUCUCAAAGAAAUCACGGACAACUACUGUCCUUCACUUAGCAUGCAGCAGCUAUACCGAAUCAGCACAAUGUAUUGCGACGACAAGCAUGGAACACUGGGCAUUCCCCCAGAAGUGGUUUCGAGCAUGCGAACCAAGAUGGUCCAGCAGGGAUCGAACAGUCCAUCGGCGCAAGAUGACAUCAAUUCCUUCUUGUUAGAUGACGAUUUCAGCAUACCGUUCUCCAUUGAUGACAUCGCAAAGCUGAUGGUUCACAUCGAUGUAGCAGAUAUGGAUCUGCCAUCCCUUAUUCAGGAGAACAAGGGCUCCACAUUUGAACCACUGAAAUGAAAACCAAACUGAUCAACACGCCUUUUUUCGUGCUCUGAUGAUGUACAUAGUGCACCACAGUUUUGGGUUUUGGGCUUUGAUUUUUGAGUACAUAGUGCAUAUACAAAAUUGAUUUUUUUUUCUGUUUGGUUGGUGUUCCUUUCGCUUUCACCAGAGUGGUUGCUUGCGUUGUGCGUGCCUGCUUGUACAGAGCUGAGCUGAUAUAAGUGAUAUGUAAGCCAAGAAAGAGAAGAAAAAAAAGGAUUUUUUGUUUGGAGCUUUCAGAGUGUGAAGCUUGCAAGUCAAGCAAUCUUGCUGUAUACAUUUCCAUGUGUGCUCUAAAAUUGUUGAAAUGGUACAGGGCUUAUCAAUCAAACUCGUUUUCUGAAUGUGACACCCGCUGUUAAGCAUCUGGCAUUUGAAUUGUAUGCCUAA
Molecule: messenger RNA, 3116 nt
Organism: Oryza brachyantha (malo sina)
Lineage: Eukaryota; Viridiplantae; Streptophyta; Magnoliopsida; Poales; Poaceae
Product: myosin-17-like
Exons: 19
Coding region: 390-2702 (770 amino acids)
Biological process (GO): actin filament organization
Molecular function (GO): protein binding
Source: RefSeq, a predicted model, not a curated record